Messenger RNA from Sciurus carolinensis (gray squirrel), 8708 nucleotides. RefSeq names its product janus kinase and microtubule interacting protein 2 (gene Jakmip2). The coding region runs from base 438 to 2900 and encodes 820 amino acids. Gene Ontology annotation, molecular function: kinase binding; microtubule binding. The record is from RefSeq and is a predicted model, not a curated record. The transcript has 22 exons. Lineage: Eukaryota; Metazoa; Chordata; Mammalia; Rodentia; Sciuridae.
GGAGGUGUCUGCUGCAAGUUCCUGGCUGCUUCUGAGCUCACCCCAUCCUCCAAGAGGGAGGAGGCCGGAGCGGUGAUGCUGCUGCUGCUGUCGCUGUCGCCUCUGCUGACAUUCUAGUGGGGCUGGAAGGGUGGUUCCUAUUCGCAACAUCGCCAGCCAGAGAGGAGGGGGGAAAAAUCCCAGCAGCCGCGGCUGAUGUUGGGUUCGGAGGCUGCAUCCGACUUGGUCACAAGGAAAAUGGAUUCAGUUUGCAUCUCUCCCUCCUUUCUACAGCUUCUCCAUGUCUCAGCAUGGGCUUCCAGGGCAGAUGUGGACACCUUUCCAAGGAGCACCAUGCAGUAGAUGCUGAAACCUCGCACCCCAGGCUAAGAAUCAGUAACAUGGCAGCACCUGCUUGAAAGGAUCACAAACCAACAGACUCCACUUAGAAAGGAACAAUGUCCAAGAAAGGGCGAAAUAAGGGCGAGAAGCCCGAGGCACUCAUUGUCGCCCUUCAAGCUGCCAAUGAAGACCUCAGGACCAAGCUCACAGACAUUCAGAUAGAGCUGCAUCAAGAGAAGUCCAAGGUAUCAAAGCUUGAAAGAGAGAAGACCCAAGAAGCAAAGAGGAUUCGGGAGCUGGAGCAGCGCAAGCACACAGUCCUGGUGACAGAACUCAAAGCCAAGCUCCAUGAGGAGAAGAUGAAGGAGCUGCAGGCCGUGAGGGAGAAUCUCAUCAAGCAGCACGAGCAAGAAAUGUCAAGGACAGUGAAGGUGCGGGAUGGAGAGAUCCAGAGGCUCAAGUCGGCUCUGUGUGCUCUCCGGGACGGCAGCAGUGACAAAGUAAGGACAGCGCUCACCAUUGAGGCCCGGGAGGAGGCCCGGAAACUGUUUGAUGCGGAGCGCCUUAAGCUCUUACAGGAAAUUGCGGACCUGAAAACGGCCAAGAAGCAGGUGGACGAGGCUCUGAGCAAUAUGAUCCAAGCGGACAAAAUCAAGGCUGGGGACCUCAGGAGUGAGCAUCAGUCCCACCAAGAAGCCAUCUCGAAGAUCAAGUGGGAGUCGGAGCGGGAUAUUCGGAGGCUGAUGGAUGAAAUCAAAGCCAAGGACAGGAUCAUCUUUUCCCUGGAAAAGGAAUUGGAGACCCAGACAGGCUAUGUGCAGAAGCUCCAAUUGCAGAAGGAAGCUUUGGAUGAACAGCUCUUCCUGGUGAAGGAGGCUGAGUGCAACAUGAGCAGCCCCAAACGGGAAAUCCCAGGAAGGGCAGGAGAUGGCUCGGAACACUGCAGCAGUCCCGAUUUGCGAAGAAAUCAAAAGAGAAUAGCAGAGUUAAACGCCACUAUAAGAAAAUUAGAAGAUAGGAACACUUUGCUUGGAGAUGAACGAAAUGAAUUGUUAAAACGUGUGCGGGAAACGGAAAAGCAAUGUAAACCUCUCCUGGAAAGGAACAAGUGCCUCGCCAAGAGAAACGACGAGCUGAUGGUGUCUUUGCAGCGCUUGGAGGAGAAACUCAAAGCCGUUACCAAGGAAAAUUCAGAGAUGAAAGAAAAAAUAACAACCCACCCACCCUUGAAGAAAUUAAAAUCUCUGAAUGACCUCGACCAAGCUAAUGAAGAUCAAGAAACAGAGUUUCUAAAACUUCAGGUUAUUGAGCAACAGAACAUUAUUGAUGAGCUCACAAGGGACAGAGAAAAGCUCAUCCGUAGGAGAAAGCAUAGAAGAAGUUCCAAGCCAAUUAAGAGGCCUGUUUUGGACCCAUUCAUUGGCUAUGAUGAGGACUCCAUGGAUUCAGAGACAUCUUCCAUGGCCUCCUUCAGAACAGAUCGAACACCAGCUACUCCUGACGAUGACCUGGAUGAGAGUUUAGCAGCUGAAGAAUCAGAGCUAAGAUUUCGACAAUUAACAAAAGAAUACCAGGCCCUCCAAAGAGCAUAUGCCCUGCUGCAGGAGCAGACGGGAGGUAUCAUCGAUGCUGAAAGAGAAGCCAAGGCUCAAGAGCAGCUCCAAGCAGAGGUGCUGAGGUAUAAAGCCAAAAUCGAAGAUCUGGAAGCGACGCUGGCUCAGAAAGGGCAGGAUUCACACUGGGUAGAAGAUAAACAACUUUUCAUUAAGAGAAACCAGGAGCUUUUAGAAAAGAUAGAAAAACAGGAGGCAGAAAAUCACCGGCUACAACAGGAACUACAGGAUGCCAGAGACCAGAAUGAGCUGCUGGAGUUUCGAAACCUAGAACUAGAAGAGAGAGAGAGGCGAUCCCCUCCAUUUAAUCUACAAAUCCACCCAUUCUCAGAUGGUGUAAGCGCUCUACAAAUCUACUGUAUGAAAGAAGGUGUCAAGGAUGUGAACAUCCCUGAUCUCAUAAAGCAGCUUGAUAUCUUGGGCGAUAAUGGGAAUUUAAGAAAUGAAGAACAAGUGGCCAUCAUUCAGGCCAGUACUGUGCUGUCCCUAGCAGAGAAGUGGAUCCAGCAGAUUGAAGGAGCAGAGGCUGCCCUACACCAGAAAAUGAUGGAAUUGGAAAGUGACAUGGAACAAUUCUGCAAAAUAAAAGGUUAUCUAGAGGAAGAACUAGACUAUCGAAAACAAGCUCUCGAUCAAGCGUAUAUGAGAAUCCAGGAACUAGAAGCUACUUUGUACAAUGCUCUGCAGCAAGAAACUGUUAUCAAGUUUGGUGAAUUAUUAAGUGAAAAACAGCAAGAGGAGCUGAGGACGGCAGUAGAAAAGUUACGGCGGCAAAUGCUGAGGAAGAGCAGAGAGUAUGACUGUCAGAUUCUCCAGGAGAGAAUGGAACUCUUACAGCAAGCCCACCAGAGAAUCCGUGACUUAGAAGAUAAAACAGAUAUCCAGAAAAGACAGAUAAAGGACUUAGAAGAAAAGUUUCUGUUUCUAUUCUUGUUCUUCUCUCUUGCCUUUAUUCUAUGGCCUUGAUGUCAAGGUGCCUCUUAAAGAAUAACCGAAAACAAGGAACAGACCCCAGAAAGGCAAAUGCUUCUAAACCUUCAAAGAUGGCAAAAUUGUUUACACCAGUGCAAGGGAGAUCAAAAGCUAAGCACUUCCCUGUAGCCAAGACUGCAACUUGUACUUUAAAGCCAUUAUUCAAGGUUUCUUACUUGACAGUUCGUACAUGACCCUGUUGAAAAUCUACAAUAUAUGCUGCAUUUAAUGAAACAUGUAUAUGUCAAACCAGAAGAAAAGACUAUAAACAUAUAUUGUGUAAAGAAAAAAAAAUCAGCAAUGAAACCAGUUUCAGCAGAUCAAGCAAAGAUGUGUCUUGGGCAUGGAACCAAAGUUACAAUGAAACAUUCAACCCCUGCUGUGCAGGGGGGGCAUUUUAAUGUAACACCACACCCCAUGGAAAUACCAGUCCUCAAAAUAAACAUAAUUUUAAAAAAUCAAAACAAAACCAACCACACAAAAAAAUAAAUAAAUAAGGGUGGGUGGGGAAUGAAGCACGAGGAAUACCUAUGAGGAGCUAUUUACAAUAAAAUGUUUCAUUUGAAAAGUCUGGUUUCUUACUACAGGGAUUUGCUUUUCUGUCUUUAUGAUUUUUUUAAACUCAGGAACAGAGACAUCUGCAGUGUGAAGGGAAGAAAAGCACUCUCCAUUUUGAUUUUCUGCAAAAGGUGGAGCAGGUGGAAUGCAUUCCACAGAUGACAGAUGAGAAGUGGAUCACAGUGACCCUGUCUAAACUGGCAACCAAGUCAAAGGACUCAUGUGAAUGUAACAUGAGAUGUAAAUGCGGAUUGGAUGCUUCCUUAUUCUUCUCUCACAUCUGCAUUCCUUCACCAACAAUGGACUGAUCUCAUUCAUAUAAGAAGAUGAUACUCUAAAUUACAAGCUCCCUGACUUAGUUCUGUUUAGAACGCCAACAUCCAUAGGGAACAUGGGCCACAGAGCACCUCUGAAUCCUUCAAUUUUCAUAAUUGCUGGUUUUCAGUUUAAAAUUGUGUGCAAAUGAGUAUGUUAUAUGAUUUGGGUUAAAACUUCAUAGGGGUGAUAAGUAAACUUCUACUGACAGUUGGGUUUGCCACAGAAAUGUGAAUAUUAAAACUUCCUGAUAUACCUAGAGCAAUCUGACCUCUUGUCAUUUAGAGUGAUAAGUUUUCUUCCUGGUCAGCUAUCAGCAACAAGAAGGCUCUACUUUUCUAUAUAGAGGUACCAUUAUGUUGCUGAUAAGGCCAUUUUAUACCAGAGACAAUUAGAAGACCAGUAUUUUUCCUAAGUUAUGCAUUUCUGAGUUUGGUCUCAACUCUGAGAAAAAAUACAUGCUCCUGAAAAGUUAAUUUUACUCCUCAUUUACUAUAGAUAACAAGAUAACCUUGAUUUUUCAAUAUUUCAAGGUUUUAUUUAUGGGGUUAGAAUUCCCAUGCAUAGAGAAUGUGUGUAGGGAGCAAGAAACUCUUUCUACAAAAUGCUACACAUAUCUUUCCAUAUGUGAGUUCAGUGUCUUUUUCCUUCAGUUUUAGUGCUAACAUUUUCAAAGCCAGAACAAUAACUGAAGAAUCUGCAAGAAAUGCUAGAACACUGGGGACCCACUUUUUGUCCUUGUAUGUACUGCUGACCCAGAUGUCUUUGGCCCAGUCACUUAACCUCUCUGUGCCUCAGUUUCCUCAUCUGCAAAAUGGGGUUGAAAUGCUUUUUCAUGAAAUAUUUUAUUUGCAAUUCUGGAACAAGAGGUGCUUAAAGUAGCACAAAGUGCUUUGUAAUUAUUAUAACUGCUGUAUUUGACUUGUGUUGUUGAGAAAAAAGAUUCCCCUGUGUAAUAAAAUAGUGCUUCAGUUUGGUUAAAUCUAAGCUUUGCAGCACUGAAGCAUUGCCAUCAAGCUACCUGAAACAUUAUUAGCAAUAAAGAUUGAAAGAUCCCAAAUGAGGAUCUCUAAUCACCUAUAGCAAAUAGUCAUCUCAUGCUAUUGAACAGGACGGAAGAGUGUGUCAUUUCAAUGAUAAGCAUCUCCCAGCUCAUGAUUGCAUCAAACAAAAUUCCACUUUGAUCACUGGGACAUCCAACCAUGAAAGGAAGGCUUGGAAAGAAUUGGCAGUGUCAAACAAUAAGCCUGGUUAUACUUUCAUUUGGAGGGAAGGUCAGAUGAUAUGUCAAACUGGGAAUGCACAAACAGAACUAUCCUGCUGAAUUCUUUGCCAAGUUUGUUUUUCUGUGGCACUGGGAAUUGAACCCACGGACCUCUGGCACACCAGUCCAGUGCUUUACCAACUGAGCUUCAUGCCCAGCCCAUCCUACUGGGUUCUUUGAUUAACUAGGUAGGUUCUAAAUUAAAUGUGAAGAGCAGGUUCACUGUGUAGUAAAUGUGUAACAGGGUACUUCUGUUAUGUCUAUCACCUAACUUUAGCAAACCUCAUUCAGAAAAUAUGGAAGAGGACAAAUUUCUCUCCCAUAAUUCAGACCUUUCUCUUCAAUUGCUCUUUUCUUACACUCCAGGGCCUAUCUGAGCAAAUCUGUACUCCAUCAAACAUACCUUCCUUCUCUGUAUCCAGCAUUCCCCACCAAGAAACUUGUAGGUUAAAAUAUAUAUCCAACAGCUCUUCCUAAAUAAUUAGAAACAUUUGCAAAACUUGUGUGUCUUCCUCAUAUGUCCUAUCUGCUUGUCUGCUAUUAAUUGGACUGUAUCAUAUUCCCAAUCAUAUGAGAGCAACAACAGUUAAGAUGAUCAUCUGAGACGAUUUAGAUGAGUUUAGGGCUGAUGCAAAAGGAGAUGUUCUUCCUUUCUGCUUAAGACCCAAGUGAUCAAGCAAAUUUCUCUAGAUUAUAAGCUAAAUGGUGAUAUUUUUGUUAAGUCAUGCUCAUGAUCUACAAAAUUAUCCUUGGAUAAGUCUAAAUACUUUUAGUGAUACAUCUUUCUGUCAUCUACUUCACAAUUAUAACAGCAUCAGGAAAAUUGUGUAUUUAUGUUGCAGUCACUUAUGGAUACACAGAAAUGGACCAAAUCUAAAUGCAUGCUUCCUUUACAUUUAAAGUUCAGCAAUAGUAAACAGGAUGCCUUGUUAAUAAUAGAGAGGUCUACCAUGGCUCCAUUUCUUUAGAAAAAAAAGACAAUCCCCAUUCUGAUAUUUAAUUUUUGUAUCUGUACUAUCCUGACAUAUUUGGCCAAUGAGUUAGUAGGAAUCUGAACAAUGAGGGUUCAUUUACUGAAUUUUUCUUAGGCAAAUAUUUGUACCCUUGAAAAAAAGUAACUAUUUAAAAUAGUUUGAGAUAAAUUAAAAAUCCAAUUUAGCACUGUUAUUCAUUCAGGACAGAAAAAUUUCUAUGAGAGGCAAGAAAUGGAGAGAAAAACUCUAGUUGAUUACCACAUUAGAAAGCAUGUCACUAAACUGUCCUUUUUUUCAUUUAUUUUUUAAUAUUACCCAACUUUCAUUUUAGAAGAUAAUAGAAUAUUCUGAGAAAAUCAUAUUCCUUUAAACUUAUGUCUUACAAAUUAAAUUAUUGCCAAAGUAAGGUUUUAGGGGCUGAAGAAUUAAUUUCACUUUGAUUUUUUUUCCCUCAAUGCCCGAAUAACUGCUCAUGCAGGCAGUAUGGGUCUUCCAAACUCAGAAGGACAGAUGUGGAGAGGGCGUGGUCACCACUGGGGUAGAAAGGAGGAUUGGUUCUCCACUUGUUAUUGAAGAAAUAAAGUUUGCCAAGGAAUUUUUGCUACAGUCUUUUAUUUCAAACUCUUUGAUUGUUUUUCUUUUCUUUGGUUUUAAAUAAACCACUGGCAAACUUGUUCCUUUCUGCCUAUUUAUUUCCCAGUAAAUCCAUUGUGUAAUUUGUAUGUUCCUGUCUUCAAUGUAAUUCAUAAGCUCACUAUUUUUAAAUGAUGCAUGUCUCUAUAACCUACAUAGGUUUUCAUGGAACCUGUAAGAAGAAUAUUUAUUGGUUGUAUGUUGAUGUUUGAAUUAUUGGACCCUCUGUGUUAUGUUACAUCAAAAGAUGGACAACACAGAUUUUAUUUCUUUAAUAUUUGAUUGCAUCCUUUUGAUCUGUCAGAGUGGUGCAGAAUAUAUACAUAUACACAUUCAAUAGAAUAAUAAUUGGUUAUAUUAUUUGGGGGUUACAUUGCUUGUUGCCCUUUGUGAAAUUUUCAUGACAAAGUUUUGGUAGUUUUAAUAACUUUUAUUAGUUUAAUUCAUCAUUUUAAUAAUUCAGAUUCAUCUACCAUAUUUAGAAAGCUCAAUACAACUUUUGAAAGAUCAGUAAUCAAAACAGAUCUUAGAUGACUCUUUAUAUCUUGAAGGAGUGCUUGCAGGAGGGACCCAAGUCCCUCCUUAAGUGGACUUCUGGGUUCUAGAGGUUUGAAAAACAUUAGGCACAAUUCUUAAGAAAGGAAACUUCCAUUAUGUCCAACUGCCUCAUUUCUUCUGUGUAAUAUUCUGUCUUGAGACUGAAUUUUCAGGCAUAUUGGCAAGAGAAUUCAGCACAACUGAGGGUUAGUAUUGAUCCUUAUAAAAUCUCUUGAAGUGCCAAAUUCUUUGAUUCCACUUCAAAACUGGCCAGUUCAUAUUACUUUGCUGUCUUUAGUUUGACAGUUUUUUUACUUCUAAGUAAAUCUAUUGUUGCAAGUCCAAGUUCAGUGUUUAAUCAGAAUUAUAGAAGAUAGACUUAAGGGGGAAGUGUGGCAAAAGUAGAAUUUUGAUUUACUUUAUUUAACCUAAAUCAAUUUGGUGAGGUUUCCUGUUCUUGCUUUUUUGCACUGAGGUCUUGACAUCCAUGCUCAUUCUUCCUUCUUUGUUAUAGGAAAUGUUCUAUAGGGUGGGAGUAGCAUACACAGAAGACUUUUGAGUCCAAUUUUGUCUAUGAUAAAGACUCCACAAACUUUCUAUGGAGUGAAUGAUGCAAUUUCCCAACCAAAAACAAAUUGAAGGAUCCAUUAAUAAUGCGAAAUCACUUAUAUUUAACAGACAUCUCACAAAAUGUGCCUAUUCCCCAAAUUAACCAUAGCACCUUCCCAUAAGGCAGAUCAAAAUCUAAGCAUUUUAUAAAUAUGUGAUGUACAUAUAUGCACAUAUAUAUUCUGUACAUAGUGUGAUGGAGUGAGCACUUACCAGGUGUGUGCUUCUGUCCUAGGAUGGAAGAGGCAGUUCAUGUCUGUUUAGCAUCUAAUGUCUGUGUUCAUUCCGUCCUUGCCUGCCUCUUCUUUCUGCUCCCCCAUCUUCUGUUCAUUUCUGCUAUUUCCUAUUAUUGACUGUGGCAGAGACUAUUUAUUGAGUUUUCAAUUAUCCAGACCCAUAAGCCAGAAAUUUUUUUGGAAUAGCAACAAAAUAUCCAGAACAAUAUUCAGUAUUAAUAUCAGCCAAAGGUCCCAUAUCUUUAUCAACUAAAAAUCCUAUCCAAGCAGGAUUUAUGCAUGAUUUAAUCUUCAAAAUACAGUUCUCUGGGGACUCAAGUAUUGAGCUAAUCUGAACAGAUGAUUCCUCAGAUUUCCACUGUAUUACUGCAGCCAGGGGGCCAAUUUUCCAAAGUCUCCCUCCAAUCAGCUGCAUCAAUUAGGGUUCUCUCCAUCUCAUUAACACGACUCCAUAUACUGCUUCAGUGCUUGUUUAAUAAUGAAAGAAAGAUAUAAUUUGACUGAGUUUCUCAAGAAUGGUCCUGUGAAGUACACUGGACAUGUACAUGUACUGUAUGUAUUACCGUAGAGAUUGGAAACAAUUUAUUGUAUGUAAAGUUUUAUGAAUUGGUUAUUUUAUAAUUUAUGUAUUUAAUAUAGGAAUCAAUGAACUCUGGUGUUUUAGUUUCUAUAAAAA